This is a messenger RNA of Leptinotarsa decemlineata (Colorado potato beetle), 401 nucleotides long. RefSeq names its product zinc finger BED domain-containing protein 5-like. The record is from RefSeq and is a predicted model, not a curated record. NCBI's taxonomy places the organism in Eukaryota, Metazoa, Arthropoda, Insecta, Coleoptera, Chrysomelidae.
CUGAGCAUCUACGCAGCCUGGCCUCCACUUUCAGGGAAUAUUUUCCUGAACCUGAUCCUGACGAUAAUUGGAUUCGAAAUCCCUUCAGCUGCCAAGAAAUAGAUAGAAUCCAAGACCUCACCGAAGAAGAACAAGACCAAUUUGUAGAUAUUUCUAGCUAUGGUACGAUAAAAAGCAUUUUCAAUGGUGAAAAAAUUGCAGACUUCUGGGCCAAAGCACGCAAGGACUGCAAAAAGCUUUUAGAUAAGGCAAUGAAAAAGAUACUUUCGUUCGCAACUACCUAUCGGUGUGAACAAGCAUUUUCCUCCAUGUGCUUCAUGAAGAACAAUUACAGGAAUCGGCUCGACAUGCGGUCGGCAUUCAAAGUGAAAGUGUCAAGUCUGGAACCAAACAUUUUAUAA